AUGUUUUUAUACAUAUUUUUAAACUUGUUUUUCAUAUCGAAUAUUCAAUGUUAUUUUCUAAAUAUUUCAACAGCUAUCGUUAAUACUCAAACAGUUAUAGCAUGUGGUUUAUCUAUUGAUAUUUAUCAAUCAUUUGAUCCAGUUCAAGUACAAAUAUGUCCAUAUAUAUCUAUUGGCAAUGACAAAAUUCAGUUGUUUCAUAUGAAUAUAUCUUUUGACGAUUAUAAUCAAAUCAUAAUUAAAUCAAAUCCUUCAAUAAUUUCUCCACCAAAAAUAUUCAUUAAACUUAAUAAUAAUUCAUUUAUAUCUCCAUUAAAUAUUAAUGAAAAUUCUACAUAUUAUCUUGUAUUUUCAUCUGCACUUACUUGUCGAUUUUCGUUAUUAAAUAAUGAAACUAUUUGUUUUUAUUAUCCAAAUUCAUCAAGUUUUAUUCAUAUAGAAUAUCAUUAUGAUGAAAUACAACAUGGUAGUCUUAUAUUAUCAGAAACAGCACGAAAUAAAUUCUAUAUUAUUUUUAUUCUUAUUACUAUUCUUGUUGCUAUCUUAUGUUGUUUUUCGAUAUAUAUUAUGUGUACAAAUCGAAACUCACUUCGACAUACAAGUCAAUUAGAUGAUAUUAUUAAUUCACAUUUAUUAAAACAAGAAGCAGCAAAAUAUUCAGCAGAUUUACCACAAGAUGCUGCUGUUGGACAACAUAUAUUAGUUGAACAUUUAGCAGAUAAAAUAACACAUUCAAAUGUAGAAGAUAUAUAA
Molecule: messenger RNA, 753 nt
Organism: Adineta steineri
Lineage: Eukaryota; Metazoa; Rotifera; Eurotatoria; Adinetida; Adinetidae
Source: the annotation of a GenBank genome assembly